UACCAGCGUCUUAGACACCUGCCCCUAAACAGCCAAUGAAAAUGAAGAAACAAACCAGCACUUCCUGGUUUACAGUUUGGCAGUACCUGUCAUUAAUAUCAUCGUAACUGUGAACAACAUGGAUUAGGACUAAUUUGUCUUUGCUGAGCGAUAAAAGCGAACAUUUCACCUGUGGCGGCAGACGGUUAAUGAGUGGAAACUCGAGUCCCAGCUGCAGUCAUGCCCAUCUCUCUGCUGUGGGCAGUGGAUGUGCAUGGCCGGGUCUACAGCCUGUCCACAGCAGGCCAGCAGUGGGAGCAAUGUCAUGACGCCCAUAUGGAGUUCAAGCGGGUGACAGCGGCUCAGCAGUGCUGCUGGGGCAUCGCCUGCAACAACAAGAUCUACCUGAACGUCCACGCUUCUGACGUGCCCAUCCGCUUCCAAGAGGAGACCUACGAGAAUCAACGGUGGAAUCCAGUGGAUGGUUUCUCUGAGCGCUUGUUGCCAAGCGACCGCUGGCAGUGGAGCGAUGUCACGGGUCUGCAGCACCAACCUCCAUCCAGUUUUCAGCUCCCUUCCAGCAGCUGGGAGUGGGAAGGUGACUGGUAUGUGGAUGAGAACUUUGAGGGGGAACCCACAGAGAAGGAGGGAUGGACUUACUCCAUUGACUUUCCAGCAGUUUAUACCAAAGACAAAAAGUGGAACUCUUGUGUCCGUCGCAGGCGCUGGCUCCGUCACAGGAAGUACAAAGCCAUGGACUCCUGGGCUGAGAUCCACUCGCAAGAGACAUCUCUCCCAGAUCCUUUUAGUGACAUCAGCUGCGGUGGAUGGGAGAUAAGCGAGGAACCCCAAGGCCGACUGUCGCUGUGGGCUGUGUCGUUACAGGGGAAGGUGUGGUUCAGAGAGGAAAUCUACUAUAACAAUCCUGAGGGUUCGUUGUGGUCUGACAUGCCGCUUCCUGGGGAGGUGAUCCAGAUUAGCUGCGGACCUGGGGAGCUGGUGUGGGCGGUGCUGUGGGAGGGCCAGCUUAUUGUCAGGGAGGGCAUCAGUCGAGAUUGUCCGCAAGGUACCUCCUGGUCUGUUGUGGACUCUCCAAGUCCAGAUGUAGGCGCCAUGCAUGUGGCUGUAGGAGUCAAUGCAGUUUGGGCUUUGACCAAGGACAACAAAGUGUGGUUCAGGCGUGGUGUGAACUCUCACAAUCCCUGUGGCUCCGGUUGGAUAAGCAUGGUUGGAGAAAUGAUCAUGAUCAAUGUUGGACUCAAUGAUCAGGUGUGGGCCAUCAGCAGCGAGGACCGGGCCGUGUACUUCCGUCAGGGUGUCACGACUAGUGAACUUAGUGGGAAGACCUGGAGGGCCAUCACUGUUCUCCGAGAUGGAGAUCGAUGUCAUUCCAGUGCCAGCAGCCAACAGAGUGCUGGAUGUUACUUCAGUGAAUCCCAUCCACCAUCUGCGGUGAGUGAUGUGGAAUCUGACACAGAGAAAGGAUCCACAGAUGAAGCGACCUGUUUCAGCGCCCACACUGAAUCCUCUGACCAGCUGACUGACACCCCUAAAUCCCACAUCCCAAAAGUUACCAAUGACAGCUUAAACUCUGAACUGGUUUGUGAGAGAGAACCAGCCUCUGCCGCUGUUCCACAAGCAGAGAGCAUCCCAGAGGAAGGAGAUAUCAGGACUCUGCCUGACGAUGGGGUUCAGACUGAAGCCCCCCUUAACCACCGGUGGAGUAAUGUGGAUCUGGAGGAGGCACAGAGCCAGCAGGCCCAGUUGUGCGCCGUGUCUGACUCCGCAGACACUUGCAGUCUGUCAUCUGUGGCCACAUACACCCUGGCCAUGGAGGACCUGUAUGGGGCAGAUGAGCACCCUUUGUGGGCUUGGGUCAGUGGAGGAGGCUGCUCUGUGGAGAGCCACUCCCAACUCAGCUGGUUUCACAGCACCAUGAACUCUUCAUUGUUGGCCCAGUCCAUACAAUCAAUGAGCCUGUCUGUCACUCCAGCCCAGAUGGCAGCCUGGCGGAAACAAAUCUUUGAACAACUCAGUGAGAGAACAAAGAGAGAAAUGGAUGACUUCAGACAUUAUGAACAAGCCAUAGAGCAGUGUGUGUGGGUGAAGAAGGGCACCAUGCAGUGGUGGAGAGACUGGAAGCCACACAAGUGGGUAGACGUUCAUUUCGCCCUGGAGCAGUUCUCAGGACCGGAUGGCAACAAGGAUGGAAUCCUUUUCGUGUAUUAUAACUACUAUGAGGAGAAGAAGUACCUGCAUGCCUUUAUCAACGAGGUAACAAUUCUGGUGCCUGUGCUUAAUGACGCCAAACACACGUUUGCCAUCUACACACCUGAGCGGAUCAAAAAGAGGUGGCCCAUUCGAGUGGCAGCUGCAACAGAGCAGGAGAUGCAUGACUGGCUAGCACUGUUGAAUGUGUCAUGCUGUGACUCCAGAGGCAUCCAAGGUCCUCCUUCCAAACAGGCCAUCUGGUCCAUCACCUGUAAAGGGGACAUCUUUGUCAGCGAGCCAUCCCCCAGCCUUGAGGCCAUGCCGUACCCCACAGCCUGCGACCAGAUGUUCUGGCGUCAGGUUGGUGGACACCUGCGUAUCGUGGAGUGUAACAGCAUUGGUAUUGUGUGGGGAAUCGGUUACGACCACACUGCCUGGGUCUGCGUAAGAGGCUAUGGCGGAGCUUUCUUCCAGGGUCUCACAACUAGUAAUGACAACAUUUACACACAGACUGAUGUCAAAAGCGUCUACAUCUUUGAGAACCAGAGGUGGAACCCUGUCACAGGCUACACCAACAGAGGUCUCCCGACUGACCGCUAUAUGUGGAGUGAUGCCUCCGGACUGCAUGAGUGCACAAAAACUAACACCAAGCCCCCAUCCCCUCAGUGGACAUGGGCAUCUGACUGGACUAUCGACUACAGCAUCAGUGGCGGGACGGACCGCGAGGGCUGGCAGUAUGCUGCAGAUUUUCCAGCGUCAUACCAUGGCCAUAAAACCAUGAAGGACUUUGUGCGACGCAGGCGAUGGGCCAGGAAGUGCAAACUGACCACCACAGGUCCUUGGCAGGAAGUCCCACCCAUCACACUGAGCGACGUGACCAUUCUACCGUGCGCCACCCACAGCAGUGUGGCUGUGGUUCCUGUAUGGGCCAUCAGCAACAAGGGAGACGUGCUCUGCCGACUGGGAGUCACAACACUCACUCCUGCUGGAACAUCAUGGCUUCACGUGGGGACCGACCAGCCUUUCAAAUCUAUCUCCAUUGGGGCUGCAAGCCAAGUUUGGGCCAUCGCCAAAGAUGGCUCUACUUUCUUCAGGGGGUCUGUGUCUCCUGAGACCCCUGCAGGCGAGUGCUGGUACCACAUCCCUUCACCAAGUAAACAGAAGCUGAAGCAGGUGUCUGUUGGAAGGACAUCCGUCUACACUGUCGAUGACAAUGGUAACUUAUGGUACCGGAAGGGUUUGACUCCCAGCUACCCUCAGGGCUCCUCGUGGGAGUUUGUAUCUAAUAAUGUGCGCAAAGUUUCUGUUGGGCCUAUGGAUCAGGUGUGGAUCAUAGCAGACAAGGUGCAAGGCAGUCACAGCCUGAGUCGUGGGACAGUGUGCCAUCGACUUGGAAUCCAUCCCAUGGAUCCCAAAGGGCAGUCAUGGGAUUAUGGAAUUGGGGGUGGGUGGGACCACAUCACUGCUCGAGGGAAUGCCAUGGAGCCGCCCCGAAUCUGUCUCCCUUCCCUAGACGGCCCACUUGCUCAGACCCCUGAGGAUCCCCCAAUCUGUUAGUAACACAGAUGUUUAGAGUCAUACCAACCUUUCAUUGCCUUUAUAGAACAUUUUACUGUUGCAUUCCUUGGAAACUUAACGUCUGUAUGACUUUCAAUGGUAUGAUUUACGUUGCAUCAAGAUGUGUAUAGUAUUCAGUUCCAUUUUUGUUGCUAUAUCGUGUAUAGUUACUGUUUGCUCACCUGUUGUCCAAAUGUGGCUGCUGCACCAGAAGCAGCUACCAAGUCUUUGUGGGAAAUUUUAAAAGUUAAGACAAAUACCCUUAAGCGCAGCGCUCAAUAAACUGUGGAUUUUAAUUGUGUAAAGAGUGAAAUGAAGUACCAGGAUUAAUAUUACUAAUUACACGCAUCUACUCGGGUGGGUCAUUUCACACCUGCCAUGAGUUCAAUACUACACACAAUUCCUGCAUUGAUCUGGUGGCUACUUCUUACGUCGACAAGCUGAUGUCUGAUUAUUUUUAGACAUUAUUAUGACCACUUUUUAUCUUAAUUGUCUCUGGAGUAUGUGCAAUGCUAAGGGGAAACUCCAUUCUCAGAACUGGUCUAAAAAAUAUUUUUGUUGUAAAAUUGUAGCCCUAUGUAGCAUGUUGACUGCUAACAUUUCACACUCAAUUGAAAAUAAUACGUAGAAAUUAUAUGUGGGCAUGUAUUGCUUUCUGUGAAUGAGGAAUUUAUGGUCUGUUACUGUGUUGAAGUGACAUCUUUAUGUCACACAUGUGGUGCACAAUCCAAUACCAGUCAAUAAAUAUAUGUUUAUUGAUAGCGCAUCUUCAGUAUAAUGUCCUGCCUCAGGACAUUACAAAUAACCUAACUCUUGAAACAACAUCUUUGCAGACAAGUCAGACAAGUCAUUUGUGUUCUCAG
This is a messenger RNA of Dunckerocampus dactyliophorus (ringed pipefish), 4610 nucleotides long. RefSeq names its product tectonin beta-propeller repeat containing 1a (gene tecpr1a). Gene Ontology annotation, cellular component: membrane. The transcript is spliced from 24 exons. Bases 220 to 3747 code for a protein of 1175 amino acids. Lineage: Eukaryota; Metazoa; Chordata; Actinopteri; Syngnathiformes; Syngnathidae. The record is from RefSeq and is a predicted model, not a curated record.